Gastrolobium bilobum is the source of this 1048-nucleotide messenger RNA. RefSeq lists its product as uncharacterized. Lineage: Eukaryota; Viridiplantae; Streptophyta; Magnoliopsida; Fabales; Fabaceae. The transcript has a single exon. Bases 1 to 990 code for a protein of 329 amino acids. The record is from RefSeq and is a predicted model, not a curated record.
AUGGACAGAGAACAAGAAGAGAUGCAAUUUCUUGGGCUCUUUGACAUCUACAAAGAAUCCUACAAGAUCAUACUUUCAUGGAAGAAGAUCUUCAGCCAGAUCACCUUAACUCUAAUCCUCCCCCUCUCCUUCAUCUUCCUCAUUCAUAUAGAGGUGUCCAAUUUCCUCUUCAGGAAGAUUAUGCACAACACACAGGAAAUAAUCGAAACCCAACAGGGCACACCCCAAUACAAGAAGCUCUCUGAUAUACUCUCCUCUGAAUGGGCCACUUUCUUUUUCUUCAAGCUCGUUUACUUCACUUUUCUCUUCAUCUUCUCACUCCUAUCCACAUCUGCAGUGGUAUACACCAUCGCUUCCAUUUAUACCGCAAGAGAUGUAACUUUCAACAAGGUCAUGAGCGUUGUUCCAAAGGUCUGGAAGAGACUUAUGGUCACUUUUUUGUGCACCUUCGUUGCUUUCUUUGCUUACAACGCUAUGACAGUGUUUGUUAUCUUCAUAUGGGCACUUACAAUUGGGGUACAUAGUGGAGCGAUUGUCAUUUUAGUGGUCAUUGCGAUAUUAUAUUUAAUAGGGUUUGUGUACCUUACAGUGGUUUGGCAAUUAGCUAGUGUUGUGACAGUGUUGGAAGACUCGUGUGGAUUUCAAGCCAUGAUGAUUAGCAAGGAAUUGAUAAAGGGAAAGAUGGGUUUGUCCAUACUCAUAUUUUUGAAGCUCAAUGUUUCAUUUGUCCUGAUACAGUUUUUGUUCAAGAAAGCGGUCAUGCAAGGAUGGGGAAUGAGCUCAGUAGGAUAUGGGAUAUUGUGUUUCUCGCUUUUGCCUCAUUUGUUUCUGUUUGGGCUUGUCAUCCAAACUGUGCUCUAUUUUGUUUGCAAAUCCUAUCACCAUCAGAAUAUUGACAAGUCUGCUUUGUCAGAUCACCUCGAAGUUUAUCACGGAGAAUAUGAGCCAUUGAAGGCUAAAGAUGUUCAGCUAGAGCAUUACAAUGUCUGAUAGAUAGAUCAAACAUUAUUUAUCUAAAUUGUUAUGCGUAUAUCUGCUAUAGUUUGUU